AUGGACACAGAACCACCUCAACGACACUUUCUUGAGGGCAAGACUAUUAUCGUCGCCGGCGCAGGUAUCGCAGGAUCAGCUUUUGUUGUUGCCCUGCGAAAACUGUGGAAUCCUCGAUUGAAAGAACCUACCAUCAUUCUUUAUGACCGCGAUUCCUCCGACGUGACCGCGCAACGUGAAGGAUACACGCUAUCGCUGGCUGGCUACGACAAUUCCGGUGGCCUCGUCGUCCUGAAGAAACUAGGACUUCUUGAAGAUGCAUUGGAGAAGGCCGUCUCUGGCUUGAACAACGGAGGUGCUUUCAAGAUAUGGGGCCCAGCUUGGAAUGAGUACGCAAGCUUUCGGCAUAAACCCGUUGAAGGGCUACCUUCGGCCAGCGUCAGGAUAGCAAGAAAGGACCUUCGGCAGGUGCUCCACAACAACCUUCGACCAACCGAUUCUAUACAAUGGAACUCUUGCUGCAUCUCAGCCCAUCGACUCCAAGACGGCAGAGUGUCUGUUCAAGUCGCACGAGGAUCCGGCGAAAGUGAAGUAAUCUCACAGGAGACUUGCGAUCUGCUGAUCGCAGCAGACGGGGCACACAGUAAGCUGCGGACAUAUCUACGACCUGAAGAUACCCUUGAGUUUGCUGGGGCAAUCUUACGCGGAGGCAUCUCACGAUUCGAUGGGCCUGCACCUACUCCAGUGAACAGAGACUGGGGUUUCAUGCUCUCCGGAACUGGGGUAUCAUGCUUUUUCUCUCCUGUUGAUCAGAACAGCUUGGUAUGGGGUGUAGGGCAUCUCGAGGCGGAUCAAUUACCACGACUAGACCUCAACAACGAAGAGAUGGUGCAGCAAGUAAUUGAGCGAGCCCUCGAGCUUGGCAAAGACCUUCAAGAACCUUUCGGAAAUAUUGUGUCACAUACCGAUCCAAACACGGUUUUCGCUCUCAACGCCCACGAUAAGAAGCCUUUCCGUCACGAGGAGCUGGAUAUUGUUCCAGCCAUUUUCAUAGGCGACAGUAAUCACGCUGUAAGCCCAUUUGCUGGGUUCGGAGCCAAUCUGGCAUUGUGUGAUGCAUGGGACUUAGCAGAUCACUUAUGCAACGGCCAGUCACUGGAUGGAAGCAUGAUAGCUUAUGAUGAAGUCGCAGUACCACGAGCGCUUGCUAUCCUCCAGCGAUCGCGAGAACGACUUAUUUCAGGACAUACAGGCAAUCGCAGAGAGCAACAGCUGCAAAAAAGAGAAGUUAAGCUAGCUUAA
Fusarium coffeatum is the source of this 1242-nucleotide messenger RNA. RefSeq lists its product as uncharacterized. Lineage: Eukaryota; Fungi; Ascomycota; Sordariomycetes; Hypocreales; Nectriaceae. Bases 1 to 1242 code for a protein of 413 amino acids. The record is from RefSeq and is a predicted model, not a curated record. Gene Ontology annotation, molecular function: FAD binding. The transcript has a single exon.